UUGUGUCAUAUAAAAUGUAAAAACAAAUGAGCACGGUCUUUUCAGGUCACCUACAUUUCACAGGGCUCUCCAAAAAUGUUUGCACAUCUGUUAACCAUAAAUAAAAAUCCUUAAAAUAAACUUGUUUUUGCUGCAGUAGCAUCAUGUCAUACUGAAAAUGUAUAUUUAUUCAGUGGUGAUAAAAUACCUUGCUAAACAAUAACUCUUUUUAACAAAACUGGCAGUAGCACACUUACUUUCACCAAUGAUAGUGAGGUUGUUUCAGAUCAGUUUACUGUCUAUUGCAGUAAAUUGAUAACAGUCAAAUGUGUAAUGCAAGAUGUUGCCUUAAUUAAGAAAAACAUUUCUCGGUAGUGAAUAAUGCCAGUGUUUGUUGAGAUUUGCAAUUUGAUGAAAAACUUGCUUUGUUUUUCUUCUUAUCUGUACACACAAAAAAACCUGCUCAAUCUUUUAUUUUUAGGGUGGAUUGAGUGAAAGCUUCACUACACAGUUUUCCCUUAGAAAAUUUCACGUACUUCUGAAGCUCGGCAAACCAAAUUUAUUCAGAAUAAAGAAAGGGUCGGAGGUUAAGCUUCUCUGCAUGGCAGGCGGAUUAUCUUCUUAUGUUUUGAGCAAUUACUCAAAUGAAACACCAGGCAUAUUCGUUGGUGUGACCUUAUCAGAAAAGUCACCUCUGAAUCUGACAUUUCUACCAUCUUUGUCAACUUCACAGAAACACUAAAGUGCCCUGCAAAAGUAUUCAUACCCAGCAGAUAUGUUUACGUUAUCCACACCACUUGGUGUGUUUUAUUAGCAUUUGAUGUCAUAGAUCAUCAGAACGUAGCAUAUGAUUGUGAUGUUGGGCAAAAAUGAUGCAUUUUCUUUUCUCUACUACCCUAGACUAAAAUUCAGGGUAAUAAAUUGUUCUCACAAGUCAUACAUUAAGUAAAUGAAAUAAACACAAUUUCCAUAGUAAAACAUAGUGGUGGCAAUACUAUACUGCAGAGUACCAAAGUAGUUGUCGUAGUGCUAGAUCUACAAUGGACUGGGUUAGAACAAAGCAUAUUCAUGUGCUAAUAUGGCUCAAUUAGCCCAAUACAUCUGGAAAUUAGUGGCAAAUUUAAAGUUCAUGCUCGCAGAUGCUCUACAUCUGCGAGCAUUAACUUGAUUUGGUUGGUAAAGAAAAUUUUACAUAUAUUUUAGUCUCUAGCAGAAAAAGGUGUUCCUGUGACGUAUUGACUCAGAGGGUUGAGGUGCAUGCCACACUUUGUAGAUUUUUAUUUGUAAAGUAUCCUACAAAGCAAGCAUUUUGCUCCACUUGACAAUUACUUUUUUUACAUAGGUGUACAAAUAUGAAAUGUGUUUAUGUUUGUGGUGACAGGUAAAGUUUGAGGGGUUUGAAUUACUUAUUAUUCUGGAGUGGGUUUGAUAAAUUGAGGACAAAACUGCACAGAUGGUCUUCAAGAACCUCUCCACCUAAGCUCGUUUUCCCCAAUCCUAUAAAAGCUGGGUUGAGCUGAUAAACGGGCUAAUAUGGAGCAACAGUUCCAUUGGCUCUGACAGCAGACUGAGAUGAAUCGCUUUUUCUAUCAGGAAUUAGGGUUUUCUACCGCCAGGAAGUUUCUAAAAGCAGGUCAGCGUCAUUAAGCGGACGGCGUGUGUUGCGCUCGUCUCUGCUGUCCCUGCGCACUGGAGACUCUCCCCACACCAUUCCCCAGUGUUUUGGUGCUCAGUGCUCACACCUGAAGUGACAGAGCCGAGCUCAGAGCGCACAGAGCUGGGUCUGGAGAGCCAGACAGAGGAAAAAGAUAUAUGCAGGGAGGAAGGAUGCGCGCAUAUGGCGAGAGUUGGAUGGGUUCGUUGUGAAUGAAUUUCUCCUCUGGGAGCUGCGUUUAUUUAAAAAGAAAUCACAAGCGUCUGGCGUUUCUGCGCGCUGCCCUUCCUGCCUGCCGUCCGAGGUUCUUCGAAGCACCAUGCGAGCCGGAGAGACGCGCCUUGUGCCAUGUUGAACAGCUCCCCGACCCUCCUGCUGGCUCUGACCGCGGUGGCCGCACUUCUCUCGCCAUGCCGAGGCUGGAGCGACGAGGACCUCCUCCUGCCGCCCAUCAACUCCUCCAACAGGUUCCUGGCCAACCUGGAGGUGGACGUGCGCUUCUCCAAGAGGUCCGUGGAGGAAAGCGACGCCUCGCCCGAAGCAUCCCCGCUGCAGAGCCUCGCUCCCGCGCAGUCCCAGUGCAACGUGACGGUCCACAGGCUGCUGCCCACCUCGCUGGUGGCCCACUGGGACAGCAGCUUCGGCUUCCAGUGUGACGUGCUCGUCUACACCACCAACAACCACGGCAGGGCGUUCUUCUCCGCCUCCUUCAACCGGGCCAUCUCACCCGUGGUGAUCGAGCACCUCGGGGUCACCGGGGGUCAGCAGGAGAUGAGGCUGUGCGUGGGUUGCGGGAUGUCCCGGUACCGCCGGUUCGGCCAGGGCAGGUCGAGGGGACAGCAGAGCGGGGACCAGGUGGCUUUCUGCUGCGUGGAUUUCAGCCUGGACGAGCUGAAGGGGGACAAAACUUGGAGGCUGAACAGGAAGCCCAUCGAGUCGACACUUGUGGCUUGUUUCAUGACUCUGGUCAUCAUCGUGUGGAGUGUUGCUGCGCUCAUAUGGCCGGUACCGAUCAUUGCAGGAUUUCUGCCUAACGGUAUGGAGCAGAGGAGACCCAGAUAACUGAAAAACCCCACGACACUAAAGGGCUAUUCUGCUGCAUUUAACGACCCCUGCCGUCAUAAAUCUGAAUAAUAAGGAUGGUCAAACUUCACCAAGAUUAUUUUAGACUUAUUUCAGUCUAUCAAAUACAAGUUGGGAUUUGUGAAACCUUUGUGAAAUGUCAUGAAUGAGCGAUUUUAAGGCUUAUUUGACACGAGAACGCCUCACAAAAUCACACGACCAAGACAAUUAUUCUAGCUUUACGAAGCCUGUAUUUAAUACAUAAAAACAUUAAAUACAGAUUAUGUAAAAUCUGAUUGGUUGAUUCAGUUUCUAAAAGAUAAAUAAAAUAAACUAUUUUGAGGUUUGUUUUGACAUCACUAAUUUUCGAACUGGAUCACGUUUGAUAAGUUAUGCCACAUAGACAGCUCAAACCAGGACAUAACUAUUGUAAGA
Messenger RNA from Xiphophorus maculatus (southern platyfish), 3130 nucleotides. It is a transcript of the gene tmem158, whose product is annotated as transmembrane protein 158. The record is from RefSeq and is a predicted model, not a curated record. The transcript has a single exon. Bases 1982 to 2695 code for a protein of 237 amino acids. NCBI's taxonomy places the organism in Eukaryota, Metazoa, Chordata, Actinopteri, Cyprinodontiformes, Poeciliidae.